Caenorhabditis elegans is the source of this 216-nucleotide messenger RNA. It is a transcript of the gene nspd-4, whose product is annotated as Nematode Specific Peptide family, group D. NCBI's taxonomy places the organism in Eukaryota, Metazoa, Nematoda, Chromadorea, Rhabditida, Rhabditidae. The record is from RefSeq and is marked reviewed. Bases 1 to 216 code for a protein of 71 amino acids. The transcript has a single exon.
AUGGCGGACAAGUCGGCAUACAUGGGCGCUGGAGGCUAUGGAUCAGGCUACAUGGGAUCCAAUGCCUCGUCGUCGGGAUAUGCCCGCGAAGACUAUGCACAAGGAGGGAAUGGUGGUGGACAACAACAGCAGAACCAGGGUUCCGGAGGAAACACCAACCCAGGUGGACAGGUCUUCAAGGCCCGCACUGACCAAUCGUGCUACCUUGGACCAUAA